AUGCAUCAACAUGUCGUUGGACAAGAAUUGUCAAUCGGUCGACCGACUCCCAAUAACAGAGUAUAUAUCCUCAACGACCUAGGUGAGCCUGUGCCGAUGGGUGCCACGGGAGUGAUGUGGGCAGGCGGCCGUGGAGUUUCCAGAGGCUACAUCGGCCUAGGUGAAAAGACGGCGGAGAAGUACAAGCCAGAUCCAUUUGCCAAUGACGGAUCAACGAUGUACAACACUGGUGACCUUUGUCGCUGGAGAGCCGAUGGUUCAGUCGAUAUUCUCGGCCGAGUCGACGAUCAAGUCAAAGUAAAGGGUUUCCGCGUGGAGCUAGACGGCAUCUCAGCAUCCCUAGCUUCGGCCCCAGGCGUGUCUCGGGCGGCAGCGCUGCUGAUCGACGGAGAGAUACAUGGGUUUACCACCCCGCGCCGAUGCGAUGCAACCACCACCAUCAAGCAUGUACAGCAACACCAGCCCUACUAUGCCGUUCCUACACACCUCCACCUCCUCGAUGAAUUGCCCUCAACACCAAAUGGCAAAGUCGACAAGGGAAAACUCAGGGCAUUGGCCUUGGCGAAGCAGAGUGUUGCAACGCAACCAUACGAGAAAGAAGGAGUCCAUGACAACCAUGUCGAACUCAAGUCCCAAUCGUCCAUGUCCUCUCUGUCGACUCUGACCGAGAAGAUUGAUCUUGAGCGUGGUCUGCCUGAUAAGACGCUGGCACGACCCCUCAGAGGUCUAAGACAUAGGAUCUUCAUCGCUUACCGCACCCUAUUCAGUCUCAUAGGACUACUAAACUUGGCAGCAUUAAUCUGCGUGGUCGCUCUGCAGCUCAAGGCAGAAUGGCUUGGUAUCAUCACUGCCAUCAACCUUGUGAUCGCAGUACUUGUACGACAAGACGCGGUGAUCAAUAUCCUGUAUACCAUCUUCUGCUCAGUACCAAAACAUUUGCCGCUCGGGAUCAGGAAACGCUGUGCCAAGAUAUAUCACCUGGGUGGUGUGCACUCGGGUGCGGGAGUCUGUGCCACGGCCUGGCUGGUUAUCUCGACGGUACGUGGAACACUCUGCAAUGCAGGUUUCUGCGAGGGUCACGCGAUUGGGUCCUUGGCGACACAGGUCGUAUCGUGGGCUCUAUGCGGGCUGUUAUGUUCCAUGGUGGCUACAGCAUGGCCCUCUUUCCGGAAGCAGUACCACAACUUCUUUGAGCGUUUCCAUCGUUUUGCCGGUUGGACAUCAUUGGGUCUAUUUUGGGCUCGGACAAUUCUGGCGAUCAACGACUCCCGGCCUCAACACCAAGGACUAGGGAUCGCCGCCGUUAAGACUCCAGACUUCUGGCUCUUGGUGGUGGCCACACUCAGCAUUGCCUCUUCAUGGUUUUUCCUGCGCAAGGUUCCAGUCGAGGCCGAAGUGCUUUCUGACCAUGCAGUUCGCCUGCAUUUCGACUAUACCGUUCCCGUGAAUGGUACUUUCACCCGCUUAUCUCGACGACCCUUGAUCGAAUGGCACUCUUUUGCAACCAUCCCCAACCCGCAGCCUAAUCAACAUGCUAAGGGUUACUCGUUGGUUGUCUCCAAUGCCGGCGACUGGACUCGUUCUUGUAUACAAAACCCUCCCAGUUCCAUUUGGGUACGUGGUGUGCCAACAUGUGGUGUGAUGCGUAUCGCAACGCUCUUCAACAGAAUCGUCGUUGUCGCCACAGGAUCCGGGAUUGGACCGCUACUAGGCCACAUUGUCCAUCAAACAUGCCCUACACAGCUGAUUUGGUCUACAUCACGACCAGAAGAGUCGUUCGGCAAAGAGCUUGUUGGCCAGGUUCGAGACGCUAUUCCGGACGCUGUGAUCUGGAAUACGAAGACUCAAGGCCGACCAGACCUUGUGCAAAUGGGCUAUAACCUAGCCAAGAGCUUCGACGCCGAAGCUGUGAUAAUAAUAGCCAACGAGAAGAUCACCAAAAAGGUCGUGUACGGCCUGGAGACGCGCGGCGUGCCAGCUUAUGGUGCCAUCUGGGACAGCUAA
Fusarium musae is the source of this 2004-nucleotide messenger RNA. RefSeq lists its product as uncharacterized. Lineage: Eukaryota; Fungi; Ascomycota; Sordariomycetes; Hypocreales; Nectriaceae. The transcript has 3 exons. The coding region runs from base 1 to 2004 and encodes 667 amino acids. The record is from RefSeq and is a predicted model, not a curated record.